Anolis carolinensis (green anole) is the source of this 3870-nucleotide messenger RNA. It is a transcript of the gene dnmt3l, whose product is annotated as DNA methyltransferase 3 like. Lineage: Eukaryota; Metazoa; Chordata; Lepidosauria; Squamata; Anolidae. Gene Ontology annotation, cellular component: nucleus; cytoplasm. The transcript has 9 exons. Gene Ontology annotation, molecular function: enzyme activator activity. The coding region runs from base 2033 to 3217 and encodes 394 amino acids. The record is from RefSeq and is a predicted model, not a curated record. Gene Ontology annotation, biological process: negative regulation of DNA-templated transcription.
AUAGUGACCUUGAGGAAGUGGACCUCCCAAUGGAGACAGCUGUGUUGCUCAAGAACAGAAGUUUAUCGGAUGUCAUAUCUGUCAGUUCUGUAGAAGAAAUGCUUCCUUCAAGUCCCCUAGGACCAAAUACAAGUAAUGUUGGUUUUAAGGAGAUGUUAAAAGUUACAUUGACAGGUUGACCAUAAUCAUUUCAGCUAUUUGUAGCAUUGCUGAGGAAAAGAACGACUAGGGGUGCAUGUACACUGUUGAAUUAAUACAGUUUGAAAGCCCUUUUGACGACCAUGGUAUAAAGCUAUGGGAUCAUGGGAUUUGUAGUUUGGUGAGUCAUCAACACUGUUUAGCAGAGAAGGUUAAAGACCUUGCAAAGAUACAACUCCCAGGAUUCCAUAGAAUUGAGCCAUAACAGCUAAAGUGGUGUCGUCCUGCAUUAUUUCUACAGUGGGGAUGCACCUCAGAUGAGUCACAGAAAAAGUGGCUAAAGAGAGAGACCUGAGCAAGUCUCUCCUUUCCCUUCGAUUUCUCUCUUUCUCUCUCUCUUAUCUAUUUCCCACGGAUAUCAUUCAGUUACAGCAAUGAGUUCGAUGGAAGAAAUUGUUUUUGCAGCCACUCCUGGAACCAUCUCUUCAAAUGAAGGUAUUGGGUUUUCAAGGGAAGUUCAAUACAAGUUAUUUUAUGUGUUUUCAAAUGGCUACAAUCUAAAUGACAGACUGCUUCAUAGGACUGACUCUACCAAUAAGCACUAUAAAGCAACCACCUCAGGCAAUAGAUUGGAAUACCAUGAAAGGACAGUCAUUGUUAUUUAUGUACGUUGUUAUUACAAUCAGUCUUCCACAUUUGCUGGGAUUAGGGUUGCAGGACCCCCAUGAGAGCGGAAAAACCAUGAACAAAAACAUUAUUUAUCUGAGAGAAUAUUUCUCUAGGAAUUUCUAGGUCCUUCACCAUAACUAUAUGGUCACCUUCAGCCAGAAGCUGACCACAGAAUCAUGUUGGAGGACCUAGAAAUCCUUAGACUAUAUUAAUUUGAUCUGUAGAUUUAAUUAAUUUAAUCAGAUCUGCAGAAGUUUAACCUGUGAAGAAUUGACUGUGUUGUACAAGGUUCUUGUUAAUUGUUUAUUCUUUAAUUGCUUGGUUAUUAAUUUGUAGUGUGAUGUUAUAUUUUAUAAAAUAUAGAUUGGUAUCUAUGGGAUGUUUUUUCUUAUGUGCCAAAAUAACUUACUGUGGCAACUAGUAUUCUCAAUGUCUUUGUGGUGCUGAAUCCUCUCUAGUAUUAGGGCGCAUCUACACUGACUCCAGGAUGGUUUAUAUAGCCAGAAGUGGAAGGGAGUCUUGACCACCCAGCAGUAUUCAGUCUGUUUUGGCACAGCUAGACAGCUAUUUAUACCUUCUCCUCCUGUUCUCCUUGUUGCUCCAAUCUCCAUGCAUGACAUGGGUCCUGCCAAUCACUCAUCACCUGCAGGGAUGUCAGCAAUGAGGCAGUCGGAAGGAAAGAGGAGGAAUCCCCUUCCUCUCCCUUUCCCAAUCACCUACUUGCUUCAGCCAACAUCACUCCAGGUGACAACUGUCAGGAUCCAUGUUGCACCUGGAGCCCGCCAUGAGAAGGAGAAUAGGAGGGGACAGUGAGUGCCAUCCUGUGUCCCCAGGUGCCCAAAUCCGGUGAACACUGGAUGGCCAUAGAAACAGUUGCAGCCAGUCACAUCUCAGAACUGACCCAACUGUUUACAUGGGCCCAAAGUCACAGGAUGUUCCAAAUUCUGGGGCAGAAUUUAAGGCAACCUGCCACUUUGAUUAACGUGGCUCAAGGCCACAUUAAGCAACUUUGCCCUGCAUUAAAUCAGGUCACCACGGAGCUGAUUCAGGUGGCCUUUAUGCCUUGGUCAGUAUAGAUUUUCCCUUUUAGUCCAUACUUUAAAGGACUUAAACUCUAUCCUCAUACUUCCUCCUUUUCAAGUUCAGAUUAAAACAUGGAGUAGAUUUGCAAUCCUACUAAUGGGAAAUCCACCGGCAGCCACUGAUAACUUGACUGGCUUUGGAAAUGGUUGACCCGUGGGUGUCAUUUACCACUUCCCCUCCAGUGAGCCAUCUUGCUCAGAGAAGUGUUGUGACUUUCACAACCAUGACAAGCAAAAAUGAUUUGGCCAAAGCCACUGAAACAAUGUCAAAGCUCAACUAUUCAAUGGAGGAAGUGGCCAUCUGGGUUUUCCUUUUGAUUUCUCAUUCUGCCAUUCUUUCUUCUAUCACACAUUCAGUUGUAUUUCUAGAGACUGAGAAUUCUGAUGACGUGAUAUCGGUAAAGUCUGUGGAAGAAUUAAAUCCUCCCAGUCUAAGCAGAGAAAUCUGCAUCUGCUGUGGAGAGCUUGAGAUUCACACUCAGCACCCAUUAUUUCAUGGGGGAAUAUGUGCUCCUUGCACAGAGACAUUGCUGGAGAGAUUCUUCCUAUGUGAUGAAGAUGGCUCUCAAGCCGACUGCACAAUCUGUUGCUGGGGCAAUUCCCUAAUGAUGUGUGAUGAUCCAAAAUGUCACAGGUGUUUUUGUGAAGAAUGCGUGGAAACCCUUGUAUGUCCUGGACAUUCAGAGGAAAUCAAAGAUACAAAUCCCUGGAAUUGCUUCCUAUGUGUACCAAAUAAUAGAUAUGGAUUACUGAGGAAGAAGACAAAAUGGCGUGAAUAUCUGAAGCACUUCUAUGAUCAAGAGUCUAACUCACUUCAAAUAUAUCAGCCAUUGUCCCCAUGGGAAAGAAAACCAAUCCACGUGCUUUCCCUUUUUGACAACAUUACAAAAGAACUGAACAGAUUUGGAUUUCUAGAGAAAAACAUGGGCAAUGGGAGAUUGAAGUAUUUGGAUGAUGUCAAAAAUGUGACAAGAACCCAUAUAGAAGAGUGGGGUCCAUUUGAUUUUAUUUUUGGAUCCACACCCCCAGUGUCAAUGUCUUACCAAGAUCCCCCUGCCUGGUACUUUUACCAAUACAUGCGUAUACUGCAGUAUGGGAGACCUCCAGAGGGAAGCCAGAAGCCAUUUUUUUGGUUGUUUCUGGACAAUCUAGUUCUUGAUGAAGAAGACAGAGAUACAGCUUCACGCUUUUUUCAGGCAAGUAGAAAAAAUGUAGGGGAGGUUAAUGUGAAAAUCUUUUUAUGCUGCUUACUUACAUAUAUAAAUUUGAUACAGCUUUUCAGAGGCACUGUUUACAGGUGUACAAAAAUCCCUAUCAAAACUAUGUGAUACUUGCAUUAUGCAUCUUUUAAAUUAUUUUUGUGUUUCAAUUUAUAUUGCCUCGUUGUUGUACAUUGCAACGGAUUAGCCUACCUUACAAGACUGGUGUGUAGGUAAUUUCAGGCCUUGCUUGUAAAAUCUUAGCAGAGAAAGGGGGAGGAGCGAUCAGGCAGCUCCAUAACUGGAAAUGCAGCCUGUUUGGUGAAAGUGAUGAAAAUGAAGGGAGUUGCUUAGCAACUGGAAAUGGGUGGAGCCAGGGCGAGUGUAAGAGCUAUUUUUCAGCCAGAGUUUAGUUUGGAGUUUGGUGUUUGAGGAGAGGGUUUGGAGCUUUGGACUGGAAGAAAGGAGUUGUUACUGUGUUACCUCUUUGAGGAUUAUAGUUAAAAGCCUUCAAGGAAGAAGGGCUGAAAACUAUAGUUAGCCUCUAUAGUUUAGAGUGCUGGUGUUUCAAGUUUCAGGUGAAGACAUUUUAAAAGGUUUAAUAGACCUGUUCUGUAUUCCUGUGUGAAGGAACAUAUUUCCACAGAAUUUACAUUAUAGGACAUGUUUUUUGUAAGAGUAAAGCCUAACAUUUUAUUUAAACCAAUAUGCAUCUUGUUCAAAUACAAAUAAACAUCAUAUUCUUGUUUUACUUCAUCUAAAGAAUCCAUGUGACUUUCUGA